Messenger RNA from Phyllostomus discolor (pale spear-nosed bat), 828 nucleotides. It is a transcript of the gene CHCHD6, whose product is annotated as coiled-coil-helix-coiled-coil-helix domain containing 6. The record is from RefSeq and is a predicted model, not a curated record. NCBI's taxonomy places the organism in Eukaryota, Metazoa, Chordata, Mammalia, Chiroptera, Phyllostomidae. Gene Ontology annotation, biological process: cristae formation; DNA damage response. The transcript is spliced from 7 exons. The coding region runs from base 63 to 701 and encodes 212 amino acids. Gene Ontology annotation, cellular component: MICOS complex; mitochondrion.
CGGUGUCUGCCUGGUAACUCGGGGGCUGGGUCGGCUUCCUGAGUGUUUACUGGUCUCCUGCUAUGAGGGGCACAGAAAGCAGCGAGGGUCGUAGGGUUUCCUUCGGCAUGGACGAGGAGGAGUGGGUCCGGGUGCUGCGGGGCAUCCGGCUUUCUGAAAAUGUGGUUAACCGCAUGAAGGAAUCCAACCAGGCUUCCAAAGUGGGCCAGCUGACUUUUCUUCCUGCUCCUCCACCUUCCACAUUUGGCACCUCUAAAGGCCCAGAGAAAGGCUCCAGACUGCCCAGGUCAGAGUAUGGUAGUAGCCAGACACCCUCAGGGGUGGAGGGGGAUCUCCUUAAGAGGUAUAAACAGGAGCAGGCUGUAGUCCAGGAUGAGCUGUUCCAGGUGGUGAUGAAGGAAAGAGAGGCAGCCACAAAGUACCGGAGUGCAUUCCUGCAUCGAGGGGAGGGCAGCAUUGACCAGGAAAAGCAGAGGUCAGCCCUGAUGAAUGCUGAGAUGUAUAAACUAUCUUCACAGCAAUUCCAUGAGGCAGCUUCAAAAAUGGAGGGCACAAUAAAGCCUUGCAGGCUACAGCCCGUGUGCUCAAGGCUGCAGGCCCAGAUCCUUCGUUGCUACAGCGACCACCUGCAUGAGGUGCUCCUGUGCUCAGACCUGGUCAAGGCUUACCAGCACUGUAUGACUGCUGCCCACAAGGGUUGAGAAGCAGCUAUUGUUCCUGACCCUGGCUAUGACUUGGAGCCCUGAAGAAGGGACCAGUUAUAGGACUGCAACCUAUAGACCCCCAGGCCAUAGCCAUUUUCUGCCAGAUGCCUAUGAUGCCCCUGUG